Molecule: messenger RNA, 878 nt
Organism: Conger conger (European conger)
Lineage: Eukaryota; Metazoa; Chordata; Actinopteri; Anguilliformes; Congridae
Product: protein NYNRIN-like
Exons: 2
Coding region: 263-751 (162 amino acids)
Biological process (GO): DNA integration
Molecular function (GO): nucleic acid binding
Source: RefSeq, a predicted model, not a curated record
CGAAGCACCCACUCGCUUUGGCACUGCCCAACUAAAUGAACCAAAGUUUGCUCAAGCCUGGAGAGAGGCACGAGACAUUAACGGGGCACCACAAGGGGCGGUGAGUACGCCAGCUUAUCCCUUCUUCAGGGUAAAACAUGACCUGCUCUAUCGAGUCUGUAACCCACAGGGGGAGGAAGUCGAACAGCUGCUCAUCCCACAACCGUUUGUGCCCCGAGUCCUCUACUUAGGCCACACUCACCUGCUGGGAGCCCAUCUGGGGAUGGAGAAGACCUACGAGAGGAUCCUGGCGAGGUUCUAUUGGCCCGGGGUGAAAAAGGCUGUGGAGGACUACUGCCGACACUGCGCCGUGUGCCAACUCCACAGCCCUAAGGUAACCCUUCGAAACCCACUAAUCCCCCUGCCGGUCAUUGACGUACCCUUCAGGAGGAUUGCGAUGGACAUCCUGGGGCCCUUGCCGAAGUCCAGCCGGGGACAUCGAUACAUCCUUGUGAUCCUGGAUUACGCAACCCGCUACCCGGAAGCUGUCCCGCUCCGGACCGCGACAGGAAAAGCGGUCGCCAGGGAGUUGUUCCUGCUUUUUAGCAGGGUCUGGAUAGCGGAGGAACUCCUGACAGACCAAGGAUCGUGCUUCAUGUCAGGGGUCCUAAAAGAGAUGUGCCGGCUGCUACAGUCCAAGAGGUGCCCCAGAGCACGACCGGCUUCGCCCCUUUUGAACUGCUAUAUGGAUGACGACCCCGGGGGUUACUAGACCUAGCGAAGGAGGCCUGGGAACUGCAACCGUCCCGAACCCGCAGCCUGAUCGAGCAUGUGGAGCAGAUGGACCAUGAUGAGGGCCCACAUGGAACGGGUACAACGGGAGCAAGCCAGGCUGUAUA